Messenger RNA from Andrographis paniculata, 1114 nucleotides. Its product is annotated as probable E3 ubiquitin-protein ligase XERICO. The record is from RefSeq and is a predicted model, not a curated record. Gene Ontology annotation, molecular function: zinc ion binding. NCBI's taxonomy places the organism in Eukaryota, Viridiplantae, Streptophyta, Magnoliopsida, Lamiales, Acanthaceae. Bases 360 to 938 code for a protein of 192 amino acids. The transcript is spliced from 4 exons.
AAACCAGCAGUUGUUACUUUUGCUAUGGCCAACAAUGUGCAAAACAUCGAGGGGUGAGAACUCUGUGUGGGCCAACACUAUUUUACAGUGCAAAAGCAGCUGUUGCAGGCAGAGCACAACAGUAAUCUUUUCUUCUUUCCAGCGAAUCGAUCGAUCGAUCGAUAGAUAGAUAGGUAGAUAAUAGAUAGAUGAUAACAGAAUUGUACUUGUAUUGAUUUCGGUGGCCAGCAGUUUAAUCCUUACUUCAUCGCCAAGGGGGAGCUUUCAUUUCCGACCUGAUAGGUUGCACCCUUCCAGCCAUUGAUUACCUUGCCUAGAUUUAGCUGGUUCAGCUCGCUUGCUCGAUCGCGCUCUUAAGAAUGGCUAUAUCAUCAUACACAACUCCGGCAGAUUCAGGGGUGCUCUUCGUGAUCCUGGCGAACACGGCCAUGUCCAUAGCGAUGGUGAAGGAGAUUGUGCGCUCGAUACUGCACGUAAUUGGCAUCCGCAUCGCGUCGUGGGAGGAGCUCUCGGUGGAGCCUCUGGAUUCAGGGGAAUGCCACCGAAGCCCCUCGGAAACAUACGCGGAGGAGCUGAGAAGCCAGAUGCCGGCGAUGAGGUACGACUCGAUCUUCAUACGCACCUGCCUCAGGGAAGAGUGUCCCAUCUGCUUGACCGAGUUCGAGGCGAACAUGGAGGUGAACCGGCUCGCGUGCAGCCAUGUUUUCCACAAGGUGUGCCUCGAGAAGUGGCUCAACUACUGGAACGCCACAUGCCCGCUUUGCCGGAACCACAUGAUGCCUCAAGAAGCCGAGCGACAAGAACACGGCGACGACGACGACGAAGACGAUGCUUGUCCUAUGUCAGAUUCUGUAAAGCAGACUCAAGAAACAUGCAGACCGUACAAGCAGUGUAUUCACCAGAGAAAAAUUAUUCAAAAUGAAACUACUGACUUGUGAUUGAUCCAAGAGGUUGGAUCAGUUUCAUUCACGACCAUUGGUAUUCCGCUGAUAGCCUCCUUCCUGAAACAUUUGGAAUGAGAAUCUUGCUAUUGAAUUUAGUGAAUCAAGCAAAGCCAGAUUAGAAAGACAACAUUGCUAAUUUGUUUAUACAGGAUAAGAAUUCACAAGGUUGA